This is a messenger RNA of Malurus melanocephalus (red-backed fairy wren), 1564 nucleotides long. Its product is annotated as tRNA-dihydrouridine(47) synthase [NAD(P)(+)]-like. The coding region runs from base 17 to 1063 and encodes 348 amino acids. Gene Ontology annotation, molecular function: tRNA dihydrouridine synthase activity; RNA binding; metal ion binding. The transcript has 5 exons. The record is from RefSeq and is a predicted model, not a curated record. Lineage: Eukaryota; Metazoa; Chordata; Aves; Passeriformes; Maluridae.
CGCCGCGCGCGGCAGCAUGGCGGCGGCAGCUCCCGGCGUGGCGCCGGUUCGAGCCCGGUUCCUCACCUCCAAGGAGCAGUUCCACGCUUACCUGCGGGCAGGGGGCGAGGAGGAGGAGGAGGAGGAAAAAAAGGACGAGAAGAAGGAAAAGGAGCAGAUCAUCUGCGAGAACGARCCCCCGGCCAAGAGGGUGAAAGCCGAGGAUGGGGAGAGCCAAGGGAAUGGUGGGAUGGAGGAGGAGAAGGAGCGCCCGGAGAAGAAGAGAGCGCGGGGACAGAACAAGAGCCGCCCGUGUAUGAAACCCAACAGCUACGAGCAGARCCGGCUGUGCCCCUCGGUGACACAGGGCUGUGCCGGGCAGUGUCACUUCGGGCCCCGCUGCCGUUUCCUGCACGACGUGGCCGCGUACCUGGCGAGCAAACCGGCCGAUCUGGGCCAGCGCUGCGUCCUCUUCGACACCUUUGGCCGCUGUCCCUACGGUGUCACCUGCCGCUUCGGCCGUGCCCACCUUGGUGACAGCCACCAGAGCCUGGAGAACGCCGCCCUGGUGCAGCAGUGGGACGGGAAGGUGCUGGUGAGGAACGGCCUCUCCAAGGAGCUCCAGCAGCGGCUGCGCAAGAAAAAGUUCAGCUUUCAAAAGGCCGAGGAGUUCCUCCGUGGGCUGCGCGGGGGGAAGGGAGGCAAAGGCAGCAUGGGUGGUUCUACUGAGGGGUCCAACUGUACAGAAACCCAGGAGGGACUGGGAAACAGCCCUGUGCUGCUGGAGCAGGGGGAUGAUCCCAAAACUGAGGCCCUGCAGAGCUCCCAGGGGACUGAGGGCACUCCCUCCAUCCCAACCCUGGGCCCGCUGACGGAYGAGGACAUCACGAAGCUGCGGCCGUGUGAGAAGAAGAAGGUGAGAAUCCCUGAGAGYCCCUGGCCACUGACGGUGAAGAUCCGCACUGGGGUGCAGGAGAAGGUCAACGUGGCUCACAAAAUCAUCCCCAAAAUCCGGGAGUGGGGCGCGGCCAUGGUGACGGUACGGGGACAGAUCUGUGGGGUUGGUGUUGGGGUGUUCAGGUGAGCUUCUCCUGAUUUUAGUGCUGAAAAAAGAGGAAAUUCCAGGUGUUUUCCUGCCUGCUCCCGAGCCUUGGGUUCAUGGAAUUCCAGAAUGGUUUGGGAAGGGACCUUAAACUCAUCUGAUCCCAUCCCUGCCAUGGGCAAGGGACACUUUUCACUGUCCCAGGGUGCUCCAAGCCCCACCCAGCCCACCCCAGUCAGGCCAGAGGGAUUCUGCACCCAGCUCUGCUCACCCCACUCUGUCAGCACCCACAGAUCCUCAGGUCGAGCCCAAAAUCAGUCCUGAGGUUGAUGAAAAGUUUGAUCCUGAGCUCCAUCCCAAGGUCUAUCCCAAGCUCCAUCUGAGCUCCAUCCCCAGCUCCAUCCUCAGCUCCGUCCUAAGCUCCAUCUGAGCUCCAUCCCGAGGUCUAUCCCCAACUCCAUCCCGAACUCCAUCUGAGCUCCAUCCUGAGGUCCGUCCUGAGGUCUAUCCCAAGGUCUAUCCCAAGCUCCAUCCCCAGCUCCA